AUGCCUACCUCUGGAAGUGACUUCUUGUUUGUCCUGAAAGCUGAGGUGUCAUGGCUCUAUUCGACGGCCGAGCAAGCGUCAUCGAGCUUGAACCCGUACACGACAUCCCUAGCAAAUCCGUGUCAGCCCACGCCCAUAUUAUUACAUUUUACGGAAAGCUUUGCAAAAUUGUUCUUCUCUACAGGCA
Acaulospora colombiana is the source of this 187-nucleotide messenger RNA. The record is from the annotation of a GenBank genome assembly. NCBI's taxonomy places the organism in Eukaryota, Fungi, Glomeromycota, Glomeromycetes, Diversisporales, Acaulosporaceae.